Molecule: messenger RNA, 1401 nt
Organism: Blastocystis hominis
Lineage: Eukaryota; Bigyra; Opalinata; Blastocystidae
Exons: 9
Coding region: 1-1401 (466 amino acids)
Biological process (GO): intracellular protein transport
Cellular component (GO): SNARE complex; vacuolar membrane
Molecular function (GO): soluble NSF attachment protein activity; syntaxin binding
Source: RefSeq, a predicted model, not a curated record
AUGAUUCUUGAUGAAGAAAGACCUAAUUCAAGGUUAUUCGAACGGAUGAAAGCCAGAAAAAUUGCGGAAGCGGAAGCCCACCUCGAGAAAGCUCGCGCGUGCAUGAAAACAGGAUUUUUCAAGCGUAAGCCCGAUCUGAAUGGAGCCACUAUUGAAUAUUACGAGGCCGCUCAAGCGUAUUACGUUGCACAGAAACUGCCUGAAGCCAUUGAGUAUUACGAAAAAAGUUCCGAAAUCGAUCAACAGCUCGAGGAUGAUCUGAAUGCUGCCACAAAAUUAGAGAAGUGUGCUCUUCUAUCAAUUCAGAGAAAGGAUGACAAAAGCGACGCGGACGCUCGCGACUACUAUGACCGCAGCUGCAAAGAGUACCUCCUCGCGAACUGCAUGGAUAAAGCCGCCGAAUGCCUCGUGAAGAUCGCGCAUGUGGUGGAGAAGAAGAACAUCCACAUGGCGGCUGGCUACAUGCUUCGAGCCUGCAACCUCUUUGUGAACUUCGACCGCCAGGACUUCGCCGUGGACACCUUCAACAACACGCUGAAUCUGCUUCUGCGCAUCGGCCGUUUCCAGUCCGCCAUCAUCCUCCUGCGCCGCAUGAUCGCUCUGUUCACCAAGCUGCAGCAGGAGCACAACAUCUUCAAGUGCUAUCUCUCGAUCGUGGUGAUCUAUCUGGGCGCCGGCGACCUCCCCGCCGCGCAGCAGGAGUUCAACCAGCAUCUCCAAGUGGACAGCUAUCUCCGCUCGCAGGAGAUCGCGCUGGAGGAGGAUCUGAUCAAGGCGUGCGAGGACUUCGACGAGGCGCGCGUGGAGGAGCUGCACCAGCACAACCAGCUCAACUUCGUGCAGCAGCAGGUGAACCGCAUCGGGAAGAACGUGCAGAUCGCGCAGCCCGUGGAGUGGUACCGCGAGGAGACCGAGGCCAUGCUCAAGCAGGCCGAGGGAGACGAGACGCAGCCCGUCGAUCUGGAGCCCAAGAAGCCCGCGCCUCGACAGGUCGUUCCGAAGCCCAAGAAAGCGGAAGCCCCCAAGAAGGUCGAGACGCCCAAGUCGCCCAAGUCGCCCAAGUCGCCCAAGUCGCCCAAGUCGCCCAAGUCGCCCAAGUCGCCGCAGAAGGUCGAAACGCCGAAGGCUGAAGCGCCGAAGAAGGUGGAGUCUCCCAAGAAGGCCGAGUCUCCCAAGAAGGCUGCGCCCGUGGAAGAAGCGAAAGAAGAAAAAGAAAAAGAAAAAGAAAAAGAAGAAGAAGCUCCGAAGCUGUCGCCGCUGGAAGCUUUGGAGCAGGCGGCUCUGAACGGAGAGGACGAUGAUGAUCUAAAUCUUUGCUUGCGUGCGUGUUGCAACAAACAAUCCACAGCACUUUGUCGUCUUCGCCCAGCCGAUCGUACGACCAUUUAUCCUUCCGACUGA